Formica exsecta is the source of this 1782-nucleotide messenger RNA. RefSeq names its product STAM-binding protein. Gene Ontology annotation, biological process: protein K63-linked deubiquitination. The coding region runs from base 221 to 1429 and encodes 402 amino acids. Gene Ontology annotation, molecular function: K63-linked deubiquitinase activity; metal-dependent deubiquitinase activity; protein binding. Gene Ontology annotation, cellular component: endosome; membrane. Lineage: Eukaryota; Metazoa; Arthropoda; Insecta; Hymenoptera; Formicidae. The transcript is spliced from 8 exons. The record is from RefSeq and is a predicted model, not a curated record.
ACCUACAUAAGUAUUGUCAAGUACGGCGAGUCUGAAUCUUGAUCAAAGAGCGAAAGAACUUAAACAAUCAUUAUAUUUUUUCCCAUCUCGAACAUCAAAAUGGCACCAUAAAAUUAUCUGAAAAAUUCCUCGAUGUUAGAAAAUUUGGAGAAAGUGAUUGUCUUUUUUUUUCACAAACGCUUGUCAGUAUUGGAAAUAUAGUUGUACUAACCUAAAAAUAAUGGACAAGAACAGGCAAUUUCCUUGGAAGGAAACGGGUAUUACAGAUCCCAAGGAACGACUCAAGGCUGUUGCGGAGCACGCUUCGAAAGUGGAAAUUGAUCCGAAUAUCCCACCUGGAAGAUAUUAUCGCACUGGAGUGGAAAUGGUCAGAUUAGCAGACAUGCAUAUGCGAGAUGGCAGCUAUGAGAACGCUUUUGUACUAUAUAUGAAGUUUAUAACGCUUUUUGUAGACAAAAUUAGAAACCAUCCACAAUAUCGCAGUAUACCAACCAAGGAUAAGACGAUGAAUAAGCACACUUUAAGAACUGUCAUUCCUAAAACCGAAGAAUUGAAAAAACAGUUGCUGGAGCAAUAUCAAACAGAGUUGGACAAGUAUUUGGAAGAUUUGAAAGAGAGAGAAAAAAUCGAAAAGGAACGUUUGAGACAAGAAGAGCUUCAAAGACGAAAAGAAGAAGAAGAAAGAAGAAAUAAAAUGGCCGCUUCGGCUGCUGUUAGAACAGCGAAAGCUGCUACCAGUGUAAAUAUGCCAGAUGUCGUGCCAAAGGAGAUGAAGGAAUUGCCCUCUGUGACAUCCAAGAAUGGAAGCCCUAUGAGAAAUGAUAAAGCACUCAAGGACAUAAAAAGGCCGACGGUGGAUCGUUCUACAAAACCUUCCUUAUUGACGAGCGAUGGAUUAUCCUUGCGCGAUGUUAUCCUGCCAACUAAAUUAAUGCACGACUUUCUAACGCUCGCCUUUAGCAACACGAUGAGCAAUAAAGAAACAUGUGGUAUUCUGGCUGGCAGAUUGGAACGAAAUAAAUUGUUGGUGACACAUCUACUGAUUCCAGAACAAACUGGCACUCCGGAUUCCUGCACCACUCACAAUGAAGAGGAUAUCUUUGAUUAUCAGGACCAGCACAACCUUAUCACCCUUGGCUGGAUUCACACACAUCCCACACAAACUGCAUUUUUAUCAAGUGUGGAUCUGCACACACACUGCGCUUAUCAGCUUAUGAUGGCCGAGGCGAUAGCGAUAGUCUGUGCACCCAAGUACGACGAAACAGGAUUCUUUAUGUUAACGCCGGAUUAUGGCUUGGAUUUUAUUGCAAAUUGCCGACAAACAGGAUUUCACCCCCAUCCUACUGAACCACCACUGUACAUGAAAGCAGGACAUUGCAAAUUGGAUGUAACUGCAUUCAUUGAAGUCGUAAACUUACAAAGAAAAUGAUACAUGUCGGAUGCGCGCAGGAUAAUUAUAUAUUUUAUCGAUAUAUUUUUACAAUAAUUAAAACUACAGACGCACCUUACAAUAAAAAUUGCGAAUCUUGUUACAUGAUUAGCACAUAAAUGCGCUAAUGAUAAAAUGUACAAUCAAUGAAUAAUUUAAUCAUGCUGAAAAUAUUAUAUAAAUUAUAUUAAUAUUUAAAAAAGAAAAAAAAUAUGUUAUAAAUUUACAAUAAAAGAUUUAUAAUAUAUUAUUUCUGUAGACAGUGAUAAAGGAUUUUAAAAAAGAGAUUACUAUUAUACUGAAAGAAGAGAAUCAUUAUAAAGAAUAAUUAUCAUUAAUUAAAUAAUUAUUAU